This is a messenger RNA of Tricharina praecox, 1083 nucleotides long. RefSeq lists its product as uncharacterized. NCBI's taxonomy places the organism in Eukaryota, Fungi, Ascomycota, Pezizomycetes, Pezizales, Pyronemataceae. The record is from RefSeq and is a predicted model, not a curated record. The transcript has 3 exons. Bases 89 to 1039 code for a protein of 316 amino acids.
AUCCCAUCUGACAUCCGCAACCAUAUCUCCAUCCCCCCACCAUCUUCCACCACGACCACCCAGCGAUAAUCACAAUCCGCCGCCGCCCAUGCCCGAGUACGAAGACCUCGACGACUUUGCGCAAACGCGCGGCGCCGACGAUCUCUUCGAGUCCGAGAUCCAGCCUAUCGCGCACCCAUCACCGCCACCCCCGUCCGCGCCCUCGGCACCCCGUAACCCACGGCACCCACACACGCCCGCGGCCACCAGCGCCGAGCGCACGCUCUCCGGCGGCAUCAAAAAGCCAAAACUUACGGAGGAUGAGCUCGCCGCGCGAAUGGAGCGCGUGCGACUUAAUAAUGCACGGCUGACGGAGCGCGCACAAAAGGCGGCGGACGAUCAGACGUCGUAUCAGGUGCUGGAGGAGCAGAGGAAGACGCAGGAUUCGGCGAGGCGCGCGAGGGAGGGCAGGAUGAGGGUCGAGGAGAUGAAGAAUCGGAAGGAGAUUGAUGAUGAACGAGAGCGGAACCGUGCGCGGAAGAUGAAGGCUGUUCAAACGAGGGAGUGGGAUAGCGAGAAGAAGGAGGAGGACUAUAACCCGCGUGGACCAGGCUCGCAGUUCCGUCGUGGUGUGAACGGAGGAAUCACCCCCGCCCCAGAAUCAUCUGCGCAUGGCAACAACUGGGAUUCAAGAAGGAACGACGAGAGCCGCCCUCGUGGCAGCUAUGAAUCCCGCGGUAGCUAUGAUUCCCGCGGUGGCCGCGGUGGCCGCGGUGGUAGAGGAGGCAGAGAGGGACGAGGGGGGAGAGGUGAUCUUUUUUCUUCCGCCUACGCACCCACCGACGCCGACACCAAACAAUCCGCCGCGCCAGCUGCUGCGACAGCGAAACCAACGCCACCAGUCGAAGAUAAAAGCCAGUGGCCAGACCUCCCCGGGACUACCGACAAGGAGAAGAAGAUUAUUGCUGCGUUGCCGAUGGCUUCGCCUGCACUGGGGUCCUGGGCGGAUCAGGUUGAGGCCGGUAGUCCGGCCACUCCUACUGCUGCGCCGGGAUCGUGAUUGUGACGUGAAUGGGUAAUGUUUGUUAUGGAUUGUAUGUACGG